AUGACAUCGCAAGGCCAAAGUUUGAAUUCCACUUUAGAUGAUAACUGUCAAGUGAACUUUCGAGGGACGCUUCUGACUAUUGAUUCGUACCUGGGGGAUCAAGAUGUGGAGCGCCUGAAGUUCCUCUGCCGAGACUCCAUCGCCCCCAAGAACCUGGAGAAGUGCGGCUCAGCCUUGGAUAUCUUUGAUUACCUGUUGGCAGAGGAAUGGCUGAGUGAGGAAGACCCCUUCUUCCUAGCGGAGCUCCUCUAUACCAUCAAGCAGAAGGCCCUCCUUCGGCACCUCCGCUACACCAAGGAGCAGGUGGAGAACUGGCUGCCUGUCCGCCGGAAGGUCUCUCUGUUCAGAAACCUGCUCUAUGAACUGUCAGAAGACAUCAGCUCAGAGAACUUAAAGAGCAUGAUCUUCCUUCUGAGGGAGUCGAUUCCAAAAGUCCAGAUGACCUCUCUAAGUUUCCUGGCAUAUCUGGAGAAACAAGAGAAAAUAGAUGAAGACAAUCUGACAUUACUGGAGGAUCUCUGCAAAAAAAUUGUACCUAAUCUUAUGAGAAAGAUAGACAAAUAUAAAAGAGAGAAAGCCUCCCAGGUAGGGGCACUUCCUGUAGCCAAGGAAACUGAGUCAUUGCAUCAAGGAGAGAAAGAACUAUUUUCCCACUCGGACAUUAACCAAUUGCUUGGAGCCUUGCCGGAGGUGUCCUGGCAAGACGAGCAUGCACAGAGUAAUGAGUGCCUGAAGCGCGUGUUUCAGUGGCUUGGGUUCAGCGUGCAUAUUUUUGUCAAUGUGACUAAAGGCCGACUAGAGGAGGUUCUGCAGUAUUUUCAGACUCAUCCAGGCCAUGCUGAUGGAGACUGCUUUGUGUUCUGUGUUCUGACCCAUGGGAAAUUUGGAGCUGUCUACUCUUCUGAUGGGAACCUCAUUCCCAUCCGGCAGAUCAUGUCUCACUUCACAGCUCAGCAGUGUCCUGCUCUGGCUCACAAACCCAAACUCUUUUUCAUCCAGGCCUGUCAAGGUGAAGAAAUACAACCUUCCGUAUCCAUUGAAGCAGAUGCAGUAAAUCCUGAGCACGUGCCCCCUUCCCUUCAAGACAGUGUUCCCGUUGAGGCGGAUUUCCUUCUUGGCCUGGCCACUGUCCCUGGCUACGUGUCCUUUCGGCACGUGGAGGAAGGUAGCUGGUAUAUCCAAUCUCUGUAUAAUCAACUGAAGGACUUGGUCCCAAGACAGGAAGAUAUCUUAUCCAUUCUCACUGCUGUCAACGAUGAUGUGAGUCGACAAGCGGACAAACACGGAACCAAAAAACAGAUGCCUCAGCCUGCUUUCACACUACGUAAAAAAGUAGUAUUCCCUGUGCCACAGGAAGAACUUUUACUAUAG
Molecule: messenger RNA, 1371 nt
Organism: Lipotes vexillifer (Yangtze River dolphin)
Lineage: Eukaryota; Metazoa; Chordata; Mammalia; Artiodactyla; Lipotidae
Gene: CASP10
Product: caspase 10
Exons: 7
Coding region: 1-1371 (456 amino acids)
Biological process (GO): proteolysis; regulation of apoptotic process
Molecular function (GO): cysteine-type endopeptidase activity; protein binding
Source: RefSeq, a predicted model, not a curated record